Manis javanica (Malayan pangolin) is the source of this 3251-nucleotide messenger RNA. The record is from RefSeq and is a predicted model, not a curated record. NCBI's taxonomy places the organism in Eukaryota, Metazoa, Chordata, Mammalia, Pholidota, Manidae.
GCUAAUGACGGAAAUGAUAGAGCCAUUCCAGUAGCAGCAAAAUGGUACAAUGAACAUUUCAAGAAAAUGUCAGCAGAGAAUCAGCUACAAGUUAUCUUCAUAACAAAUGAUAGGCAAAACAAGGAAAAAGCCAUAGAAGAAGGAAUAUCAGCUUUCACUUGUGAAGAAUACGUAAAAAGCCUAACUGCUAAUCCCAAACUCAUAGAUCGUCUUGAUUGUUUGUCUGAAGAAGGGAAUGAAAUAGAAAGUGGAAAAAUAAUACUUUCAGAGCACCUUCCCUUAAGUAAGCUACAGCAAGGCAUAAAAUCUGGUACAUACCUUCAAGGAACAUUUAGAGCCAGCAGGGAAAAUUACUUAGAAGCUGCAGUAUGGGUUCAUGGAGACACUGAAGAAAACAAAGAGGUAAUGUUGCAAGGACUUAAAAAUUUAAACCUAGUGAUUCAUGAAGAUAUUGUGGCUGUGGAGCUUCUUCCCAAGAAUCAGUGGGUAGCACCAUCUUCAGUGGUUUUACAUGAUGAAGGGCAAAAUGAAGAUGAUAUAGAAAAAGAAGACGAGAGAGUACACAUUCUUAAGACUGCUCUAAAUAAAAAAAUGUUAAAGCCUACAGGUAGAGUUGUAGGAAUAAUAAAAAGGAGUUGGAGACCAAAUUGUGGCAUGCUUUCCAAGUCUGAUGUUACGGAGUCAAGAAGACAUCUCUUUACACCUGCUGAUAAGAGAAUCCCUAGAAUUUGGAUAGAAACCAGACAGGCUUCUAUAUUGGAAGGACGGAGAAUUAUUGUUGCUGUUGAUGGUUGGCCUAGAAAUUCCAGAUAUCCAAAUGGACACUUUGUGAAAAAUUUGGGUGAAGUCGGAGACAAAGAGACUGAAACAGAAGUGUUGUUACUUGAGCAUGAUGUUCCCCACCAGCCUUUUUCACAGGCUGUUCUGAGCUUUCUACCAAAGAUGCCCUGGAGCAUUACUGAAAAGGACAUGAAAAACCGAGAAGAUCUGAGACAUCUGUGUGUUUGUAGUGUGGACCCACCAGGAUGUACCGAUAUAGAUGAUGCUCUACAUUGUAGAGAACUUGAAAAUGGAAAUUUGAGGCCAGGAAAUGCUUUGGAUCAAGUAUCAGCCAGAAGGGGAACAACUGUGUAUCUUUGUGAAAAGAGAAUUGAUAUGGUUCCAGAGUUGCCGAGCUCUAACUUAUGUUCCUUAAGAUGUAAUGUUGACAGGUUGGCAUUUUCAUGUAUUUGGGAAAUGAACCACAAUGCUGAAAUCUUAAAAACCAGGUUUACCAAAAGUGCGAUUAAUUCAAAGGCUUCUCUUACGUAUGCUGAAGCUCAGAUGAGAAUUGCUUCAGCAACCAUGAACGACGAUAUUACCACUAGUUUGCGUGGACUAAAUAAACUUGCUAAAAUUUUGAAAAAAGGAAGAAUAGAAAAAGGGGCUUUGACCCUCUCUUCUCCAGAAGUUCGAUUCCACAUGGACAGUGAAACUCAUGAUCCUAUAGAUCUGCAGACCAAGGAACUUAGAGAGACAAAUUCCAUGGUGGAAGAAUUUAUGUUACUUGCCAAUAUCUCUGUUGCAAAAAAAAUUCAUGAAGAAUUUUCUGAACAUGCUCUGCUUUGAAAACAUCCUGCUCCUCCUCCAUCAGAUUAUGAAAUUCUUGUUAAGGCAGAUAAAUCCAAGAAUUUGGAAAUUAAAACAGAUACAGCCAAGUCUUUGGCUGACUCUUUGGCCCAGGCUGAUUCUCCUACUUUCCCAUAUCUAAACACUCUGUUAAGAAUAUUAGCCACUCGCUGUAUGAUGCAAGCUGUGUACUUCUGCUCUGGAAUGGAUAAUGAUUUUCAUCACUAUGGCUUAGCAUCCCCGAUAUACACACAUUUUACUUCACCCAUCAGAAGAUGCGCAGACAUCAUUGUUCAUCGAUUGUUGGCUGUGGCAAUUGGGGCAGACUGCACUUAUCCUGAGCUCACAGACAAACAGAAGCUUGCAGAUUUAUGUAAGAAUCUCAAUUUCCGGCACAAAAUGGCUCAAUAUGCCCAACGUGCAUCAGUGGCUUUUCAUACCCAGUUAUUUUUCAAAAGUAAAGGAAUAGUAAGCAAAGAAGCCUAUAUUCUGCUUGUAAGAAAGAAUGCAAUUGUGGUGUUAAUUCCUAAGUAUGGUUUAGAAGGUACAGUCUUUUUUGAAGAAAAGGACAAACCAAAGCCACGGUUUACUUAUGAUGAUGAGAUACCUUCACUUAAAAUAGAAGAUACAGUAUUUCAUAUAUUUGAUAAAGUUAGAGUGAAAAUCAUGUUAGACUCAUCUAAUCUUCAGCAUCAGAAAAUCCGAAUGUCCCUGGUAGAACCACAGAUACCAGGAAUAAACAUUCCUGCUGAUACUUCAAACAUGGACACUUACGAGCCAAAGAGAAAGAAGAAUCAGCUUGAAAAGUAACUACAGUCAACAAAAACAACUUCCAAGCUUGGUUCCCUUUAAAAAAAUGAAAAACAAAACACCUUGAAAGAACACCUCUAAACCUAAGAAGUGUGGGAUAGACAGUUUGUUACUUUCAAGUCCAUUUUAAUAAUUUUUUAAAUUUGCAUUUUUAUUGAACUGUUGACUGUGCUGGACUGCCCGUCGUACUACUUCAUUUCUGGCUUGAACAGAACUAUUUAUGCAGAAAAAUUGAAUUGAAUAUCACUGAAGUACUGUCAGGAUAGCAACUUCAGGGAUCUGUAAAGAUCAUUUAAGUGGAGCAUUCAUCUGCUCACUGAGGAACAGGUUAAUUUUGUGUAAGUAAUUUGAUUAUUUAAUAUUGAUAGACAAACUAUCAUUUUUCUAUGGAGGAAAAUAAAACAUUUUUAGAAGCCAGAAACAAUCUAUUUCUAAAUCUUGAAAACUGUCAGUGUUUGGUAUGGCAAUUUUCAGAUUUCAAGACGUGAAGUCAAAAUAUGUUGAAAAUCAGUAUUUAAUCUCCUCUGCCAUUCUUAAUUUACCUGACAAACAUGUUCUGUUAAAUGUUAAAAAGCCUGCCUUUAUUAGUGGUCCUUGAACAGCUGUGAAUGUUUGGGGUUAAAUGUUGUAAGAAGGCAAGAAUAGGAUAUUUUGAUCUGACUAGAAAAAAAAUUUUUUUUUAAAGCAAGUUAAAAGGAUCAUUGUGCCUGACCUUCAAAUCUCUCUCCCAAAAAUAAGGCAGUAGGGCUCAAAGAAAAGAACAGAGAUGGUACUAUGAAUGUCUACAUCAUGUUAUUUAUAAAAUAAAGUAGCUAACAGCUUUUUAAACUGCA